This is a messenger RNA of Benincasa hispida (wax gourd), 1201 nucleotides long. Its product is annotated as CAAX amino terminal protease family protein. The record is from RefSeq and is a predicted model, not a curated record. Gene Ontology annotation, molecular function: metalloendopeptidase activity. Gene Ontology annotation, cellular component: membrane. Lineage: Eukaryota; Viridiplantae; Streptophyta; Magnoliopsida; Cucurbitales; Cucurbitaceae. Gene Ontology annotation, biological process: CAAX-box protein processing.
GACCUCAUCUUCAUUCUACAGUCGAUACUUUUUAGAGCAAUGGUAUUAUUGAUACAGCAACGACCUCAUCUUCAUUGUACAGUCGCCAAGCGGGAAGAAUUCUAUGACAAAUUUGAUUCAAAGUUACGCCACAUUCCCCAUCUUUAUAAUUUCAAAUUCAAUUCUAAAGCUUCGUUGAAGUGCUUUUGCAGCAAAAACGAAACUACCCAUGAAGCUCUUCAGGGAUUUUCUGCUCUGCCACGGGAUGCCCCUUGGGAUAAUGAUACUGCUUGGAGCACAAUGGCUCUUUACAUUUUCAGUCUGCAUAUUCCUUUGAGUUUUGGAAGCUUGUCUUUAGUUUCCCAAUUAAUGCAUAUGCCUGUUCUUGAUCCUCAAACUAAGGCACUAUCAAGGCUUACAAUUCAAACUCUAGAGUUCUUUGUGACCCUUCUUCUACUAAAGCUCACUGCUAAGCCAAACUACAGAUUUAGAAAUUUCUUUAGAGAUAAUGAGUUAUGCAGCAAAAGGAAUUGGGUAUUUGCAUCAGCUUUUGGAAUUGGGUUCCUUUUCUCAUUAGCUUUCCUUACAUCACUUCUUGCAGAAAGAUUGAUUGGACCAAAGCAGGUUGUAAACAACCAUGUGCUGAAGGAAAUUCUUGACAGCAGCAACAUUUCAAGAGCAGCAUGCUUCAUAGCAUACUGUGUUGUAACUCCUUUCUUAGAAGAGACUGUAUUCAGAGGCUUUCUAUUAGCAUCAAUCUCAUCUGAGAUGCAAUGGCAGCAAGCAGUUAUUGUUAGUUCUGCAGUCUUCAGCGGAGCUCACUUGUCUGUCGAAAAUUCCUUACAGCUCUUCAUCAUUGGGUGUGUCUUAGGAUGCUCAUAUUGUUGGACUGGAAACUUAAGGUCUUCAAUCCUCAUACAUUCUUUGUACAAUGCAAUGACCCUUCUUUUAACUUACCUAUCCUAACUAUUGGCUACAUACGUUUCUUAUUAAUAUCUUACUUCACGGCUAGGAUGUGUGUGCUUUAUUAUCAUGUCACUUCUAAUGUUAGAUUGCUGGCGACUAGCGUUCAAGUGGAAGUUCAAGUAAUCAGAGUUGUAUUCACCUUGAGACCUCUUUUCGAGCUAAUGCUUGAAUACAAGAAGUUGAUGAAACUACUUGAGAGAGGCGGAAUUACAUAUUUCUAUGGACUUAAAAAUAUUGAAGGGACCUCUUUUUGAAA